This is a messenger RNA of Nyctereutes procyonoides (raccoon dog), 2459 nucleotides long. RefSeq lists its product as uncharacterized. The coding region runs from base 1 to 1023 and encodes 340 amino acids. The record is from RefSeq and is a predicted model, not a curated record. The transcript is spliced from 3 exons. NCBI's taxonomy places the organism in Eukaryota, Metazoa, Chordata, Mammalia, Carnivora, Canidae.
AUGGGACUACGCACGGAGCUCAAACACAACCAGGUGCUACGCUCAGACGGCGUUACGCUGAAAGGGAAAAGGUCCCGUUAUUACCAAAGCACCUUGGACUGCUCCCCUCGCCUCACUGAAACGUGCUGCUGCCACCCGCUGGGGAAAGACCAGGCCUGCCCACUCCCGCAGCCCUCCGAGCCUGCGGUGGAGCCAGGUGCACAACCUGCCGUGCACACACGGCCUCCUCCACACGGUGGGCUACGCGUGGCUGUCGGCCUCGCACCCACGGGGCGCCUCUCACACCCGGGGCUCAGCGAAGACGGGCAGGAGCGGGCGCUGACCCUCCGGCCCCGGCUCCCGGAGACCUGGGUGAGACGUGGCUCCAUCCAGGUGCAUCCAGGUGCCGUCUCGGGGUACAGGGAGCUGCGCGGCCCUGUGUGCCUCCCCGGGUGUGCAAUCAUCACAGACAUCAGCUGCCUGACCCUGCGCGAACUCCCAGCCCCGCACGGCGGGCGGAUUUGGGCGGAUUUGAGCUCUGCCUUCCAGCACGCCAGGGAGCAGCCCCGCAGGACGGCACGGCCUCACCCCAGGCCAGCCAAGCCGGUUUCCGGGGUGAGGCGUCCACGCACAGCGCUUCUAGGCUUCAGGAAGAAAAAAGGGGCCCAGCUCGCAGCCGAGCGAAGGCGUGACGAUGAUCUGGACAGGGAGCUCCGACCACGCCUACGGCCCUGCUCACGGAAACCGGCGAGCAGCCACCACGCCAGCGGGUGCGCGGUGCGGGGCCCUGAGCAUCCCUGGGCAGCACCCCGACAGCAGGCCCCGACGGCAGGCCCCGACGGCAGGCUGUCUCCGACCAACAGAGCCAAACACCCUGGACCAGCGGGUGGCAGUGGGACGGCCAGGACAUGCUGGGUACAGCGCAGGAGCAGUGACGGGGGCCCAGAACCAUGCUCACAGUCCAGUCUGCCAUGCCUGCUGCCCUUUCCCAUCCGGUGUCCUUCCCUGUCACCUCCAGGUACGACCCGAUCAGCCCCUGGCUAGUUUCACUGUGCUGAGUCUAUCCUCCUAAUAUCAGAGCCAUCCCAGGCACUCCCAGCUGUACUUCCUGAGCACCAGUGCCGGGGACAGGGGUCUCAGGGAUGAAUUUCUAACCAGUCCCCCAAAUAUGAGAAAUAAAUAAAAAGAAACAAAUGGCAAAAUUCCAUUUGUGUUUUUUUUUUCCCCUUCAGGAAGGUGACUUGGACUCUCCACUAAGUUUUCAAAAAGGCCCUUGAUCCGAAACUGAGCGAGGACCCCACCGUGGGCCCCAAGUACCAGUGAGCACCCCAGGAGCAUCAGAAUAACAGGAGCAAGUCGCACACAUCCUGUAAGCCCAGAUCCCCUAGAUCUGGGGCUGGGCCUUGAACCUACAUUUCUUACAAAAUUACCUAGGUUUUUCUGAUGAGAAGCUAGGUUUCAAAACCCUUUGAUGUUAAGCCAGGAGCCUUCUAACCCAACAGGCAUCAGCAUUCACCCCAUAGCACAGGCACAGCAGAGACAGAACCCACGGCACCGCUCAGGGAGCUGGCACCACAGGGGACCCCACCUGCCUCUGUCCCUCCCGUGACCUGUCCUGCUCCACCUCCGGCCAACGACUCCUGGACUACAAGUGCUUGGUACCUAACUCAUACAGGGUCAGGGACGAGAUGGCCCCGAUCCUCUCCCUCCCCAGCAUCCGCAGAGUGACCGCGGGCCUUCACUACAUCUGCCUCCACCAUCAAUCUGCCUGGUGCUUCUUUCCACUCCACAGCUGUCCAGUUUGGACGUGAACUCACAUAGUCCCCCUGGUUUUCAUCAGUAGCACCUUCCAGCCACGCAGGUGGCUCAAGGUAUCAGAUCAUGGCUCAUCUUUUCUCAUGAGCAGCCUCUGAUCAGUCUUCAUUUGUUCAGUAAAGCACACAGCCAUCCCUGCCCUGUGGCUGCCAUGGUUUUUUUCUAGAAUCUAGAUUCAGUACCACUUCCCUACAGACCAUUCUCAUGUACGCAACGCUCUCUCCCAAGAACCCUGGCACAAGCUUGGAACAAGCCUUACUCAGCACCUUUGAACCCCUUGUAAAGAUAUGAAAUGGGCAGUCAGACAGGCCUGUCCACCCAGAUGGUUCCCACUGCUGACAGCCCUCAGCCCUGGGGACAGCCUGAGACCCCGGGCACCCAGGGACCUGGGGUUCCUGGAACAGAGCAUCAGGCUUGGUGGGAUGCUGCCCAGAAGAGCACCAGGCACAUGACCCCUGCUCCCCUACCACUCCGUCAGGCCAGCUCCGCCAGGACUGACCCCAGAGUCUGUCUCAAAACAAUCCUUGCAGGCACUGCCUUGACACAAAGACACACGGCAGGCCGGGGUCUCCCAACACCUGCUUCUUCAAGACAAUCCUUUCUAUUUUUUGUUAAGAUUUUUUUUGUUAGGGAUCCCUGGGUGGCGCAGCGGUUUGGCGCCUGCC